This is a messenger RNA of Fundulus heteroclitus (mummichog), 2262 nucleotides long. It is a transcript of the gene elovl6, whose product is annotated as ELOVL fatty acid elongase 6. Gene Ontology annotation, molecular function: fatty acid elongase activity. Gene Ontology annotation, biological process: fatty acid elongation, monounsaturated fatty acid; fatty acid elongation, saturated fatty acid; sphingolipid biosynthetic process. Gene Ontology annotation, cellular component: endoplasmic reticulum; endoplasmic reticulum membrane. The transcript has 4 exons. The record is from RefSeq and is a predicted model, not a curated record. Bases 169 to 978 code for a protein of 269 amino acids. NCBI's taxonomy places the organism in Eukaryota, Metazoa, Chordata, Actinopteri, Cyprinodontiformes, Fundulidae.
GGAAGAGGAGGAGGGGAGAGCGGGGAGGGACUGCCGAGGUGCCGCCUGCUGACAGCGGCGUGAGCGAUGCGAGUAAAGGGCUGAGGAGGACAGAGGAGAGGAGCGCAGCCAGCAGAAAACAUCUUGUUCCAGCGGCGAGAACCAGAGAGAACCAGAGCGCGGAGAGCCAUGUCGGUCUUAGCUCUGCAAGAAUAUGAGUUUGAGAGGCAGUUCAACGAGGAGGAAGCCAUCCGCUGGAUGCAGGAGAACUGGAAGAAGUCGUUCCUGUUCUCGGCGCUCUACGCUGCCUGCAUCCUGGGUGGCCGCCAUGUCAUGAAGCAAAGGGAGAAGUUUGAGCUGAGGAAACCGCUGGUGCUUUGGUCUCUCACGCUUGCCGUGUUCAGUAUCUUCGGCGCCAUCCGCACCGGGAGCUACAUGACGUUCAUCCUGAUGACCAAAGGGCUGAAACAGUCGGUCUGUGACCAGAGUUUCUACAACGGCCCAGUCAGCAAGUUCUGGGCUUACGCCUUCGUGCUCAGCAAAGCACCUGAACUGGGCGACACGCUCUUCAUCGUGCUGAGGAAACAGAAGCUCAUCUUCCUCCACUGGUACCACCACAUCACCGUGCUGCUCUACUCCUGGUACUCCUACAAGGACAUGGUGGCAGGCGGCGGGUGGUUCAUGACCAUGAACUACCUGGUCCACGCCGUCAUGUACUCCUACUACGCCCUGCGAGCCGCCGGCUUCAAGCUGUCGCGCAACUUCGCCAUGUUCAUCACGCUGACCCAGAUCACCCAGAUGCUGAUGGGCUGCCUGGUCAACUACCUGGUGUACUCGUGGAUGCAGCAGGGCCAGGAGUGUCCAUCCCACAUGCAGAACAUUGUGUGGUCCUCGCUGAUGUACCUCAGCUACUUCGUGCUCUUUGUCCAGUUCUUUUUUGAGGCCUACGUUGGCAAGUCCAAGUCAUCGGCCAAGACCGACGUUAAGAAGAGCGAGUAGAGGAAAUGCCAACAGUAUGGGAUGCAGGGAGAUGAUUUAUUAAAAGGGAUUUGGAAAUGAAGAGCAGGGACCAGUGACAUGAGGGAGGAUUGGGCUGGGAUGAGAGAAAUGCGUCAUGGAGUCUGGGGACACGGGGGGCUAUGGAUGGGGGUGGGCGGGCUGUGUGUGCGUGAGGUUUACUACUUAAUGUGAAGACCCAAAACAAGAGGUGAUGUCUCCCUUGAAGGAUACCAAGGAAGUAGCUCCACCAUGACCAAAAUCCAUCAGGAGUCAUUCACCUGAACUCUACAACGUACCCUUAUCAAUUCACACUUUUAAACUCCUGAAAUAUAACAAAAAACGAGUUCAGUCUAAAACUUUUACAACAAUAAAACCAUCAGAGUAAUCGCUUACUUCUCCCAGAGGCUAUUUUAUUUAUUACUGACAAAAAACCCCCACAAAAAAACAAGGUACACCUAAAGAUUAGAUGGCGUCUGCUUUAAUGCGAGCCGUCUGAGUUUCUGUCCGUUUGUUGUCUGUGUUUGUUGUUUGGCUUUAAUCCGAGGACGAAAAACGUCUGAGACACCGGUGAGCAAAUGAAGCUGAAGUUCUAGCAGUUGAUGUGAAGCGAUGUGGCGGCGGUGGAGGUGGGGUGGGGGGGGGUGACUUUCUCAGGCGAACGCGUUGUUAAAUAACAUGCAUAUCAAGAUAAAGUAGAAAUGUUUAACAUCUGCUCCUGUUUACAGCGUGGCUGGUUUCCUUCCACAACAGUCGCUAAUGACAAAACAAUCAAAGCGGGAAUGACAGAAUGAAGCGGGGCUUACGGACUGAAGCUGACGCCUGGCUGGGUUGGGAAAGAGAAGCUGACCGGGUCCUGCUUCACCUCCUGUCUUGACUUUGCAGAUGUUUGGGAAUGCACUGAUUUCCAGACCCUUCUCUGUAUUACAGGGUCUUUACCGGUGAGGAACACCAGUCUGUUGGACACUGAAACCGUAGAUGGAGUACAAACAUAUUUAUGUUUAGCAAAAAAAUUAUAAAAAAAAAAUGAAGAAAAAUAAACAUGCAAAUUGUCAAAAAUCUGCUGUAUUGAUAAACAAGUAUGUAUACUUAAUUGUGUCUGUUGUGCUAUUGUGCAUUUGCACUAUAUCAAUGUCAGAAAACAGUUGUUGCUGAAAAACCCCAAUGUAUGAACAGAGUGAAAAAUGUGACACGCUUGUGGUGUUUUCUUUUGUCUGUGCCAUCAUGGCGUCACACGUACAUAACCCGUUUCUUGGUGCUGAAAGUAAAACAAACGAUGAGUUUAAA